This is a messenger RNA of Gigantopelta aegis, 1727 nucleotides long. RefSeq lists its product as uncharacterized. Bases 544 to 1521 code for a protein of 325 amino acids. The transcript has 2 exons. Lineage: Eukaryota; Metazoa; Mollusca; Gastropoda; Neomphalida; Peltospiridae. The record is from RefSeq and is a predicted model, not a curated record.
CGCACCGUGUCCAUGCCCGUGGAUUGUGGAACUCGCGUAACCUUAUGUCGGAAUUUUAGAAAACCACUGAAACGUUAAAUGAGAACAAGCCUAGAAUGGACUAUUUAUGUCGGUGAUAUUUACCUGUUAAAGUACACAUCGUAGCAACGAAAUGACAGUUCUAAGAUUUAUGCCGUCAUUAACUAGAAGAUACGACAGACGAGAUCAGUGACGUCUUAACACACUUCUGCUGCGAAAUGACUCCUGACAUCUCCGUCUGACCUGCCAAUCAUCACAAUGUAUCGAGUGAUCCGCUUUGUCAGGGUAUUAUAAAACCCCAUCUGAAUGUCCAUGUUCUUCUAUGAUCCGUAAAGUUCCACUUUUACGACCAAUAAAAGCUGAUCACCAAUACCAAUCAGUUCCUAAACCUGAUUGUUUUAGUUUUUUUCACGACAAAGGAUCGAUUUAAUCCCAUAACGUACUAUAUAGAGCGAACUAUCGUUGUGGGUCGCGUGGAAAUAGUAAAGAAUCAGGCUAUCUGUGAAGUAUUUGAAUGGUGAUAACAUGCCAGCGAGAGAGGUUCCGAGUUAUAGCAGUUCUCGCAUUCAGAGAGCAUACCGGAUUAACAACAUCGAACAGUCUCGCCUUGCGGGCAAACUUCAGCUGUUGGACAGGCAGAAAGUUCAUCAAAUCCGAUUGACAAAUCAAGACAUUCGUCUGAUUUCGCUAUCACUCGAUUACAUCCAGUCCUCCAGUGGCCACAGUCCCGAAGGGUUGUCUCCCAUUAAAGAGGACUCUGACAGAGAAGACCUGAAUGACAGCCCGGAAGAAAAAGGGCCGUGCUUUCUGUACGGCGAGAGAAUCGUCAGCAGAAGAGUUCGCCGCUUCCGAAGACCUCAGUCCGCCACCGACAAGAGCCGAACGGAAAGCGUGACGUCUUCUUCGGAUACGGCAUCGUUGCUAACUCCGCGACCAAAAAGUAGUCCUUCGAAGAGCCGCCAGUCGGUGUUGUGGAUGACUGCGCUUCUUGACGAUGAUGAUGAUGACGACGACUACGCUGUAUCACAGAAAACAAGAAGCAGAUCCCCUUCGCCCGUACAUUCGUGGGAAAACGAAACAGACGAGAUUACCAGAACGAUAAUCCAGUCCCAGUCGCAGAAGAGACGUACUUCCGUCUGGGAGCGCGAUCCAUUGGAAAUCCGUAAGAUGAGCGUGCCAGCUUUGAAACCAUUCCCCAAUGGUGCAGACGACAGCCAGCGUCCCGCCCCGCCCGUACGUCGAGCAUCCACUGUGCCAUCGAGUGGAAGGCAUUCCAAUAUAUCGGACAUCUUAAAUCAAAGACGCCCAACGCUCUCUGCCGAAGCCUGGAAGAACCAUCUGAGUAAAAAACGACCCAUGCCCUUAUCGCUAGAAAACCAAAGAGAGAAAGUGAUGAACGAAAAACUGGAAAGAAACGAAAAUUUGAAAGACUAUGUUGAUGGAAAAGUGAAGAGUUUUAUAGACAGCUAUCCAACAAGACGAAGCUCUGUGGAGAGUAUGUAGCACGAGAUUGGCAGACUCUGUUCACUGGUUGUGACAACAAUUUGUGUUAUUUUAAAACAUGCAAAAUAAUUUAUUCUAUAUUCCAGUGACACAUGUGGUGUUUGGUGUUUAGUAUUUAUCAUAGCGUAUUUAAAUGAUAACGACAAACCAAUAUGUGGUGUGCAUUUCUUUACAAAACAAAGCUUGCAUAAAGUCAUAAAUCGUUA